UUGCCUGCCAUGUUGUUUGACAUCAAUUUGACAUCGCGAUUGCUGAAAGUUGGGUGAUUCGUGCUUUUCCAUUGUCGUGAUAAAUCCCCAAAAAUAGCAGAAAAUCAAAAGUGUUGUGAUUAUUUUCCCACUUGAUUUCACACCUGAGAUUCUGGCAUCUGUGAGGUGAUAUAGUUUUGUUAAUUUAACUUUGUGAUAAGUUAAAGAACAAAGACGGUGGCUCGAAAGUGUUAAGAAAAUAUUCUUUAGUUUCCUAAUAGCGCGCUUUGCCCAGUUAAUUAUUCUUUAAGAGAGUAUUAGCCAGUCAAAAUGAAUAGCCUUGUAAAGGUGUUUAGCAAUUUCAAAGAGUUCUACAGUGAAAUUAAUGGUGCCACACUCACGGGGGCCAUCGAUGUGGUGGUGGUGGAGCAGUCCGACGGCACCUUUCUGUCAUCCCCAUUCCAUGUGCGCUUCGGGAAGCUCGGCGUGCUGCGGAGCAGGGAGAAGAUCGUGGACAUUGAGGUGAAUGGAGAGCCAAUUGAUAUUCACAUGAAAUUGGGUGAAUCUGGUGAGGCAUUCUUCGUGGAGGAGUGUCCAGAGGAUGAUCUGGAGGAGCUGCCAUCGAAUAUGGCCACAUCACCAAUUCCGUCCAGUGAAUUUUCCAAGUUGGCACAAAAUUCUGACUUUACGUCGAGUUCCAUGAAGGAAGAGGAGAUGCAAAUGCCUAAGCCUCGACGCAAUUCCAUUGACCUCCUAAUCGGUGACAGUGGCGAGAAGGCGGAUUGCCAUCAAGGCAAGAAGUAUGAGAAUCAGGUGUCCGAUUAUGCUCAUCGGCGGUACACGGACAACACGAUGGAGAGGCGGGAUCUGGAUGUGUCGAAGAAGGAGUUCACCACACAGAAGAUCCGGCAGCAGUGGGCGGAGCAGCAGCAGGACGAGGAUUCUCUGCUGGCGGGAAUCCAAGAGAGUGGCGACUGGCGGAACAGCACGACUGUGGAGGAGACCAAAGAGGCGGCCAAGGUGGUGGAAGUGGCGCUGGAGCCUGUGGAGGAGGGCGAGCAGGUGCCGAAGGAGGAGAGCAAGUCGAAGAAGAAGCGGCGCAAGAAGUCCAUCAUGAAGAAGAAGAAUGCCCAGAGGAAGAACUCAAGCAGCUCUGGUGGAUCCAAUCCGCCAGAGGCGAUCGAGGGCAGUGUCGAGGCGGAGACUCUGACCACGUCAUCCACCGAAGAGAGUCCCAUUGUGUCUAGUGACGUGAUCAAGGCUGUUGAGAAGCCCGCGGACAUUCCCAUAACGUCCAGUCGAGGAUUCGAUCUGGACAUUCACUUCUUCAGCGACACGGACGUGGCGACUGGCAUGAGUCCGCGCACGUCGCGCCCCUCGACGCCCAUCCAGAGUGACACGGAGUUCGAGGUGUCGCAGCGCGAGAAGGGCGAGGCCAGCAACUGCAUGACCAGCUCGGCGUCUUGGAAGUGGGGCGAAUUGCCGACGCAGGACGACAUAGUGACGGACGAGAAUACUCCCGAAGCGGCGAUGCAGGCGCAGCGCAACUCAAUGCUCAGCGGGAUGUUUAGCUUCAUGAAGCAGAACAAGAAGUUCCGCAAUAGCGCCCCUGAGGGGCUCUACCUGGCCGAUUUGGAUGCCGAGAGCAUGGAUCCGGAGGUGGCGGCGCUGUACUUUCCGCAGCACAGCCGGAAGUCCUUCACGAGGGAGGCGGAAGAGGAGAUGAAGAAGGAGGAUGAGGAGGACAGAGAGAGUGGGAAUGGAACGUCUCUGCCGCAGAGUCCCAGCUCAAUUGACGGUGCCAAGAGUCUGGAUUCGGACUACGAAGACGGAAAGGCGUCUGACAAAUACCUCGACUUGGUCGCAAUGUCACUCUGUGGCGGCCUGGAGAAUGCCAAUGGGCCCAAUGAUGAGGACUUCGAUAGGCAUCUUAUCAGCUACACAGAGGUGUGUCGCAAUCCGUCACUUUUCUCAUCACCUAAUUUAGUUGUUCGCCUCAACGGCAAAUAUUACAGUUGGACAGCCGCUUGUCCCAUUGUCAUGACAUUGAUUGCAUUCCAGAAACCACUACCAAAUACCACAAUUGACAAAUUGAUUGCUAGUCAGAAGGAGGAGCCGUUGGCGGACGCCCACGAUAGCAGUGUGGCGCAGAACGAGCCCAAGAGGUACUCGUGGUGGUACUGGAGGCGACCAGGAAACGGAACGGGAAGUGAUAAGGGCCAAGGGAAGAAGAGUGGAGAGGAGAAAAUUGGUCAGGAGCUGCAGCAGAAGGAUGUUGUCGACAAGGAUGAUCGCAAGGAUGACUCUCUAUCGUUCGCCUCGUCGACAGCCAUUGAUAUUCAGCAGUUGGACCAGAGUCUGGACAGCGGCAAGAUGUCGGAGAAGUUCAGGAAGACACUGAGGCUGAGCUCUGACCAGAUCAGGAGUCUGAAUCUGAAGAGUGGCAUGAAUGAGAUUGAGUUCAGCGUGACGACGGCGUAUCAGGGCACGUCCAGGUGCAAGUGCUACGUGUUCCGCUGGAAGUACAAUGACAAGGUGGUGAUUUCGGACAUUGACGGCACCAUCACGCGAUCCGACGUGCUGGGCCAGAUCCUGCCGAUGGUGGGCAAGGAUUGGGCGCAGAUCGGUGUGGCGGAUCUCUUCUCGAAGAUCGAGGAGAAUGGCUACAAGCUGCUGUAUCUGUCGGCGCGUGCCAUCGGCCAGAGUCGUGUCACGCGCGACUACUUGCGCUCAAUUCGUCAGGGCGAUGUUCAGCUGCCGGACGGACCGCUCCUGCUCAAUCCCACGUCACUGAUCUCUGCGCUGCACCGCGAGGUGAUCGAGAAGAAGCCGGAACAGUUCAAGAUCGCCUGUCUGAGUGACAUUCAGGCGCUUUUCCCGCAAAAUCCCUUCUAUGCUGGCUAUGGAAACAAGAUCAAUGAUGUCUGGGCUUACAGAGCCGUUGGUAUUCCGAUAAUGAGGAUUUUCACGAUCAACACCAAAGGGGAAUUGCGUCAUGAGCUAACGCAAACAUUCCAAUCCACGUACUGCAGAUUGGCUGACAUUGUGGACCAAUUGUUCCCGCCAAUCAAGGAGAAUGACUUCCAAUCUGACGAAUAUUCGAGUUUCCGCUACUGGCGCGAGCCUCUGCCGGACAUCAACUUCCUGGACAUCAUGGACGGCAUGAGUUUAGCCGUCGGGGCGCCCGUGAGCGCUGCAGCGACUCCCAGUGGCGCCCCAGAAGCCGUCGUCGCGACGACAGGCGAAUAGUUUUAUCUCUCUAGCGCGCUGCAUCCUCCAAUGGACGUUGAAUUUUUCGUUUUUUACAUUGUGAAUUGCCUAGUUUUAACAGAAUAGUCUCAUUUGUGAUACUUUAUUGAAGUUUGAGUAGUUAUCCUUGGAGGAUUGACACAUCCCAGCAAAUCCAGAUGCUUCAGACUCGCAUAAUCCAUAUUUAUAGUUAAUAUUGUAUGAUCUCUGUGAGGAAUUGUUUUUAAGCACAGCGUGCGCUGAUAAGUAUCUGGGAGGGUUUGAAUGUUUUGCGGUGGGUUUUUGAGCUGAAAGAUGACUACAUUCCGAAGUGGCGGGAAAAUGGUGAGAUUUGUGGUCCCUUUCAGGUACAUAUGGCGCAUCCUGGGCACGCUGAGGGGCUUUUGCAAGAAUAAACUGCUGAUGUUUCUCAAGCGAAA
Messenger RNA from Phlebotomus argentipes, 3647 nucleotides. It is a transcript of the gene Lpin, whose product is annotated as phosphatidate phosphatase LPIN3. Gene Ontology annotation, cellular component: nucleus. NCBI's taxonomy places the organism in Eukaryota, Metazoa, Arthropoda, Insecta, Diptera, Psychodidae. The record is from RefSeq and is a predicted model, not a curated record. The transcript has 10 exons. Gene Ontology annotation, molecular function: transcription coactivator activity; phosphatidate phosphatase activity. Bases 310 to 3228 code for a protein of 972 amino acids. Gene Ontology annotation, biological process: positive regulation of transcription by RNA polymerase II; cellular response to insulin stimulus; triglyceride biosynthetic process.